UAUGCUGGUUCUGCCGUUCACCUCUAGUUUCCCAGUCCUAGUUACAUGUCGUCUUAUUCAAAACCUUUGUCUUGGAGCUUUCAUGACAGCAGACGCUUCCCUUGUAGUUUAUUUACUAGGUCCACAGAAAUCAAGGCCGUUUACAAUGAUGUUCCAUGCUGUCAUAGGAGCUGGAUUUCUUGCAACCACCUUCAUGGUUCGACCCUUCCUACCCUCAGCGGAGGAGCUAGACAAGGACUCCCUCUGCAGCAGGAUAACCGCUGUUGAUGAUCCCAAUGUAGAUAUGUCCAAUUGCACAACCAUGACAAUAAUCCUGGAUCCGGAAACUGAUCAAGCAAUUCCAACCAUAGCCUGGCCCUUCCUCAUUUCAGGAGUUUGGUGUAUUGUUUUCAGUCUUGGCUUCUUUGUCCUCGCCUUCCUUCCGUAUACAAUGCCGAGGUUUUAUGAGAAGGAGAAGGAGGAUAAUCCGAAAAAGGAGAGAAAGGAUAAACCAAUAAGAUAUCUUCCAUUAUUCUUUUUUCUAGUUUUCUUGUAUUAUUUUAUCUCCUGUGGUGUAGAGAGAAUAAUCCAAAGUAUGGUUUCAACCUUUGGACUUUGUGGUCCCCUAGACCUGUCUCCUACAGAGGCCGUGGCCUCAGAUUCAUUUUAUAACGGAGGUUUCAUGUGUGGACGGUUGAUUUCUGCGGUUGUUGCUGGAUUUCUCCGGCCUCGGAACAUGAUAAUCUUGUCGCUGUGCGCGUGUGUGCUCGCGUCUGUGCUGUUAAGUGUACUCGGAGGAACCAGUAUGUAUGCUCUGUAUGCUGGAGCUGCUAUUCUAGGUUUCUUUGUCUCCUGGCAGUUUGGUUCCUGUUUCUCCUGGGUUGCCAUGAAGAUAAAUAUCACGGGACGUCUCUCUUCCGUUUUCUUUGUAGGAUGCGGUUUCGGGAGUUUAUCCACUCCACCCCUCACUGGGUUCAUUUUUACAUCCAGUUUUGGUCCGAUGUCAAUAUUCUACGCAACCCUGGGGUUCUGUAUCCUGCACUGUAUUAUCUUCCUCUUGAUGUGGCUGAUGGCGAGGUCAACCAACCCGGAGCUAAACCUUCCUUCUUCGUCCCGUCCUAAAUCCUCAGAGUUGAAGAAGAAAAAUCUAGAAACUAUUCAAGAAACCCAGGAAUCAUCCUGCUCCGUCCUGGAUUACAGAUCCUUAAAUUACUCCGUCCACAACCUUCCAUCAUCCUCCGAGGUUUCAUCUACCUGUGAUUACUCCGAGUCUGAUUAUCCGUCCUAUGAUUAUCGUCCGCCAAUACUUGCUCUAGAAGAGAUAAAACCUCCGCCUCAUAUACAUAAUUAAAUAAUAAAAUACAUUCUUCUAGUAACUAUA
Eurytemora carolleeae is the source of this 1360-nucleotide messenger RNA. RefSeq lists its product as uncharacterized. The record is from RefSeq and is a predicted model, not a curated record. The transcript has 7 exons. Lineage: Eukaryota; Metazoa; Arthropoda; Copepoda; Calanoida; Temoridae. The coding region runs from base 2 to 1330 and encodes 442 amino acids. Gene Ontology annotation, biological process: transmembrane transport.